CCUCUAUUGUUGAGAUUUAACUUAAUACACGACACCCCGGAACCCCCGGAACGUAACUUGAUGGUCUGUUUUUGACAGUUGAUCUCAAAAGUACUUAUCCUAUUCACAUAACGUCACAAAAGUUCGACACAUGGCCUUUCAGUGUUUCAUAUGAGUUUCAGUUUUUUUUAGAUACACCCAUGCUGUGUUCCUGCCACAAUGAUUCUACCGGUUAACUCUCAUCAGCUCCAUUCAUGAUGCCAACACAAAGCCGCGACACAGAACAAACCAUGAUGACGUGCAGUGCCUUAUUCACCAUCUUAAUUCUCCUCUUCAACAUCUCUGUCUUCCUUUUAUCCAACGGCAAACAGUUUAAUUGGUUUGCACCACGCUCAGGGCAAUAUGAUAAACGUUUUGGUGUGUUCACGGAGGCUGAACGACAACAAAGAUUGGAAGACGUCAGGAGAAUGUUUUAUUACGGUUAUGAUAACUACAUGAACCAUGCAUUUCCAUUGGACGAAUUGGAUCCCAUACACUGCAGAGGUAGGGGACCAGACUACAAUAAUCCCUCAAACUUAAACAUUAAUGAUGUUCUUGGAGGAUACUCACUGACGUUGAUCGACGUUUUAGACACACUUGCAAUAAUCGGUAACAGCAGUGAGUUCAAGCGAGCUGUUAGUCUAGUCAUAGAUAAUGUGACUUUCAACCAGAAUAGCACAGUGCAAGUAUUUGAGUCUACAAUAAGAGUCAUGGGAGGAUUACUAUCUGCCCAUCUAUUAAUCACUGAUCCAUACCAACCCUACGGUGAUCUCUACCCUGAGGAUUACGAUGGUCAAUUGCUUGAUUUAGCUCAUGAUUUGGCUGUCAGGCUACUACCAGCCUUUGAGAAUACAUCCACAUCCAUUCCACAUCCAAGGGUUAAUCUAUGUGAUGGAGUUCCUGAUGAUGGCAUCCAGGAAGCAUGUACUGCAGGAGCAGGAUCCUUGGUUCUUGAGUUUGGUCUCCUGGGUCAGCUAGUGGAUGAUCCAAUGUUUGAGCGAGUUGCUAGAAGAGCCAUGGAUUCGCUGUUUAUCAGACGAUCAAACACAACAGGAUUGCUUGGAAAUGUGAUCAACAUUGAGACGGGGGAAUGGGUGGGAAUUCAGAGUGGCCUAGGAGCAGGAGCUGACUCCUAUUAUGAAUACUUACUGAAGUCUUUCAUAAUGUUUGGUGAAGAACAAGAUUUACAGACGUUCAAUGAGAUUUACAGCAGUGUCAAAAAACACAUGAGGAAAGGGAGAGAAUUCUGUACCAGUGGUGAAGGUCCUGUGCCCAUCUACGUCAACGUUAACAUGAAGGACGGACGCACAAUCAACUCCUGGAUGGAUGCAUUGCAAGCAGCCUUUGCUGGAGUUCAGGUCUUAGCAGGUGAUUUAGAUGAAGCCAUAUGCUCCCAUGCCAUAUAUUACGCCAUCUGGAGGAAGUAUGGAGCAAUUCCUGAGAGAUUUAACUGGCACACCAAGCAACCAGACGUCUUAUUCUAUCCACUACGACCUGAACUUGUAGAAUCUACCUACCUACUAUAUCAGGCUACACGGAAUCCGUUUUAUCUUCACGUUGGAAGCGACAUUCUGGAAAGCUUGGAAAUGUACACAAAAGCGAGCUGUGGCUAUGCAACCCUUCAUAACGUCAUCACAAAAACCAAGGAAGAUCGGAUGGAGAGUUUCUUCCUCAGUGAAACCUGCAAAUAUUUGUUUCUGUUGUUCGACAGUGACAAUCACGUGAAUCGAGCAGCUUCCAAGUACAUCUUUACUACAGAAGGUCAUCUGUUUCCAAUCUCAGGGAAGUAUCGUACUAAGCCCUGGUGGGUGAUGGAUGACGACAAACCAUUAGCAGACAUCAGAGUGCAUGGUGAUUGCUGCAAUCAACUGCCUUAUAAUCAGACUCUAACUGAGUGUGCCUAUGUUUCUAGUGAGAGUAAACUCAAGUUACCACUAGAAGCCGUCUACUUAGAACAGAUAGAUCAACUGGUUGGAUUAUGAUGAAACGCCCUAUGCCAAUGGUUCCUCCUAAUAGCCGUCUUCCUGUGUGAUGUAUCUCCAAGGCCGUGUCUGAAUUGAUUGGCUAUGACUAACAACAACACAUGGGUCUAUGAAAGAGGCUGUAGCCGCUUCUCAUAAACAUUUGUAUUACUUACAGUCAUAGCCACGUAGUUUGGACAUAGCCAUGACACAAAUAUCCUGAGAUGGACAAUGGGGCUCACUGCCUUUAAUGAGCAGGUUUGAGGACAGUUAGUCGACUAGUGGUUGGUUCGUCAUGUAAUUUAUGCCUGUCCACUAAUGUGUGAGCGUUGUUUUUAGUCAGACGCUGGUCCAACAUCAUCACAGGACUAUUUGGAUCUGGCUCGCAUGGCUAUUGAUAAUUGAACUCAACAAACUGACGAAUGGCUUAUUUCAGGUUAUGGUCUUAUAAAAUCAUGAGUUAAUUCUGUCAUUUGAAAAUUGAUGUUAUCCAGAGUGUAUAAUGUCGAUUUAUGAUUCAUGUAUGAAACAUAUCUGCUGUUUUACUGCUUCUAAAGAGGUUUGAUUAUUACUGUAUAUUUUGGUCGAGUACAAAUAUAUUUUUGUGGUGCUAUUUAUCAUCAUGAUCAUAAGAAUAAUUCCAUAUGCAUACACAUGUAUUUACAAAUGUUUAAUUUGGUAAACUGGUCACUGCUUGUAUUUCGUUGAUUUACAUUUAGUAUUAAAGUUGCAAUGAAACUGUCAUGUACUUAUUGUAUACCUGAGUUGUCAAUUUCUGGAGAUUCCUGAAAUCACUUUUAAUGAAAAUAAGUGCAGUUUUUGCCAGAAUUGCUGUCCAUUUUGUAAAAUUCUUAACAGUAUUUAACAAAUUUAUGUUUUAUAAAAACUGAAGAAUCUUCUGAUAUAUUAAUAACUCUGCCUAUCUAUGCCUCAUAUGUUAUGACAUAUUUUCAUGACACAUUGUUUCUAAAGUUACAGUUCUGUAUUUACUUUCUGAAUGCCACUGUGAAACAGUCAUUAACUUGACAUUUCUGUUUUAAUCUUGUAUUUCCAUAUUUUUGUUACAUAUCGGCAUGUUGAUGAUUUAAUAUUUUAAGGUAAAAUAUGACAAAAGACGAGCAAAGAAAGUUGUUUUUGAAUUUAUCAUUUUAAUGCAAAAGACAUAUAUACAUGUACAUGUUUAUGAGAAACAAAAUGACUUGAAAUGGAGGUGCAUCUUGCAUACAAUAAGCAGCAUGUUUUAGUUAUAAUCCAGCUCGCUAUGAUUAUCAGGUGAAUCCAUUUUAUAUUUUAUUUGUUUCAGUUACUGUGUAAUUAACCUAAUCAAUGUUUACUUUUUGGGUUGAGAGUAAAGUAAGGCGGGCUGGUAAUCCACCAAUCAGUUGUUCCCCUGAUGUCCUGCAUUUGAUGUCAGAUGUGGGACAUGUGCCAUGACCCCAGGGUGGGGAUUCUGGUUUCCUGUUGGUUGCACAUGCAAUGGUUUCUUGGGGAUCCGCUCAUAAGUCCGACGCCUCAUAGGUCUGACACCUCAUAAGUCCGAAAUGUCGGACUUAUGAGGCGUCAGACUUAUUAGGCAUCGGACUUACGAGGCAAAACUCUACCUCAUAGGUUCGACGCGGCAUAAGUCCGACGCCUCAUAGCUCCGACACCUUAUAAGUCUGAAACAGCGUUUGUCCAUUGUUGGACCUAUGAGGUGUCAGACUUGUGCGGCGUCGGACCUAUGAGGCGGAAUUCAUUCCUCAUAAGUCCAACAUUUGGGACUUACGAGGCGUCGGACCUAUGAGGCAUCGGACUUAUGAUACGGCCCCGUUUCUUACACUAGUUACAAUGUAUGCACAGAUAGUGGAGCCCUAGGGGUGGGGAUUUGAUCAGUCUGAAAGUGACAAGCCAAUCGUAUGGCUAGCUUUGGAGGAGGGGGGGGGGCCUGACAAUUGAUUGUUGCAUAAUGAAGGUAUACAUUCAUGUAGGGAUUCUAUUGGUGCUUUCACUAAUUAAUUUCAGACAAUAACUUUGAACAGAAGCAAUGUCACAAACUAUCCCAAAAUAUUACAUUUUGAAAACGACUUUCAAUAUGUAUAGCGUCUUCCCAACACCAAGAAUAUGAAAUGAAAGGCACAAGAGGCAAUUAGUUUAAUUCUACAGGUAUGUUCAGCAAUAUGGUAGCUAUGUACAGGUUAAAUUUCUUUAUCCAUUGGUGAACACAUCUUCCAUUUUAUGAGAGUUUUAAUAACACUAUUUAUGAUUUCAUA
Molecule: messenger RNA, 4228 nt
Organism: Patiria miniata (bat star)
Lineage: Eukaryota; Metazoa; Echinodermata; Asteroidea; Valvatida; Asterinidae
Gene: edem1
Product: ER degradation-enhancing alpha-mannosidase-like protein 1
Exons: 14
Coding region: 234-2000 (588 amino acids)
Biological process (GO): mannose trimming involved in glycoprotein ERAD pathway; endoplasmic reticulum mannose trimming; carbohydrate metabolic process
Cellular component (GO): membrane; endoplasmic reticulum
Molecular function (GO): mannosyl-oligosaccharide 1,2-alpha-mannosidase activity; calcium ion binding
Source: RefSeq, a predicted model, not a curated record